AUGAGAAUCUACGCCUGUCACUUCUGCUCAUCGCCCGUGUACCCGGGUCACGGGAUAAUGUUCGUGCGUAACGAUGCCAAGGAGUUUCGUUUCUGCCGUUCCAAGUGCCACAAGGCCUUCAAGCAACGUCGUAACCCAAGAAAGCUGAGAUGGACAAAGGCCUUCAGAAAGGCUGCUGGUAAGGAGCUGGCAGUAGACUCAACCUUGACUUUUGCUGCCAGAAGAAACGUUCCAGUGAGAUACAACAGAGAGCUCGUUGCAACGACGUUGAAGGCGAUGGCCAGAGUCGAGGAGAUCAGACAGAGGAGAGAGCGUGCCUUCUACAAGAACAGAAUGAAGGGCAACAAGGAGAAGGAUCUGGCUGCAGACAAGAAGUUGGUGGAAGACCACCCCGAAUUGUUGAGAAUGAGAGACGUGGAGUUACGCAUAAGGGAAGAGAAGGCUGCCAGAAGAGCGGCUGCCGAGUUGGAAGCCGAGGACGAGGACGAGGAGAUGGAUGUCGACGACGAAAUGGACGUUUCCGAAGAAGAAGAAGAGUCCGAGGACGAGGAGGCCCAGAGAGUCAAGCAGAAGAUCAUACUGAAAAACAAGACCAGGAGCAAGAAGCAUGCGACCCAGGUGAGGUUCUGA
Messenger RNA from Kuraishia capsulata CBS 1993, 630 nucleotides. RefSeq lists its product as uncharacterized. The transcript has a single exon. Gene Ontology annotation, biological process: ribosomal large subunit biogenesis. The record is from RefSeq and is a predicted model, not a curated record. Gene Ontology annotation, cellular component: nucleolus. NCBI's taxonomy places the organism in Eukaryota, Fungi, Ascomycota, Pichiomycetes, Pichiales, Pichiaceae. The coding region runs from base 1 to 630 and encodes 209 amino acids.